AUGAAGAUUGUCCUCGCUGACGUCUGCUGGACGCUCCCCGGCUUCUGGAGCUACAAAUUCACCUAUCUCGACAACCCUGAUCGCGCUCCGCUCCGUCAGCACGAAUUUAACCUCAUGCCCGCCGCGAAGCGCCUGGUUAUGGAAUUCUGGCGCUCCCCACCCCCCUCCUGGUCGUGGGCAGCCACCGAAGCUCUCGCCCAGAUCGCCCGCUCCUCCUGGCACGGUUUGUCGAACGCCGACCCCACGGUUGUAGUGAGUUAG
This is a messenger RNA of Cryptococcus wingfieldii CBS 7118, 261 nucleotides long. RefSeq lists its product as hypothetical. Bases 1 to 261 code for a protein of 86 amino acids. Lineage: Eukaryota; Fungi; Basidiomycota; Tremellomycetes; Tremellales; Cryptococcaceae. The transcript has 2 exons. The record is from RefSeq and is a predicted model, not a curated record.